AGAACCAGAGAGUUGGGAUGGGACGGUUCUGUUAUCAUAUAAUAAAAUGAAAAGAAGGAAUGAUGUCCGAUUAUUGUCCGCCACGUGCAGUUUCCGUUGGCCCCGCUCAAUCUUCCUCGACACUCCAAUAACCAUUCGACGUCGGAUUCCUCUGAUUUUCGUACAUAUUCCGUUUGUACAGCGUUUUCCGAUUGCUUUCCCACUUCCAAAAUGUUCUAAAUUUCUUUUAACCCCAAAAGAAAUAGAAGACACUUUUGGGGUUUGAUUCGAUCUGGGUUUGAAUUAAGAAAAGGGUCUUUUUUUCCUUUUCUCUUUUUUGUUGGAUUUCUAUUUGUAGAGUUCAAGCAAAGUACGCUAUGGCGUAUAAGUUUUGUGAACAAUCUGUUUAAAUGCUCUGUUUUUGUUUUUUUUUUCACUUCUAAGUUUUCCCAAUUAGAUCGUGGAUUUAUAUUCAUUAGCGAUUGGUGGGUGUUCUUGACCAGAUUUUUCAGGAAGAGAACAAGAAACGUUGGUAUUUGUUGGUUGUGGCACCAAGAAAAAAAAAAAAAAAAAAAAAAAAAAAACUGCAUCUGAGUGAAGUCAUCUUUGGAUGUCAGGUUUUUGUUUCUUGGUGUUGUAAUAUACUUUGAGACUUGAAGAGUUAGUGAGAUGGAAUUUUCUGCCCUUCUAACUUCGGUUGGAAUUAAUAUUGGGAUUUGUGUGGUGCUUUUCUCUCUGUAUUCGAUAUUGCGCAAACAACCGAGCAAUAUAACUGUCUACUUCGGUCGGAAAAUUGCUACGAGAAAGUUAAAACACUGUGAAACCUUUUGCUUAGAUAGAUUUGUUCCUUCUCCUAGCUGGAUAGUGAAAGCUUGGGAAACAUCCGAGGAAGAAAUAUUGGCUCAUGAUGGCCUGGAUGCUGUGGUUUUUCUCAGGAUUAUUAUAUUCAGCAUUCGAGUUUUUUCAAUUGCUGCCAUCAUUUGCAUGUUUCUAGUGCUUCCAGUGAAUUAUUAUGGCCAAGAAAUGACUCACAAGAUGAUACCUUCUGAGUCAAUCAAUGUUUUUGGCAUUGAGAACGUCAAGGAAAAUUCAAAGUGGCUUUGUGCCCACUGUAUCGCUUUAUACAUCAUUUGUUGCUCGGCUUGUGUGCUCCUUUACUUUGAGUACGCGAGCAUCAGUAGAUUGAGACUUAUCCACAUCACUGGGUCUCAAAUGAAUCCUAGUCAUUUUACGGUUUUAGUGCGGUCAAUUCCCUGGUCACCAGAGGAGACUUAUAGUGAAACUGUUAGGAAGUUCUUCACCAAUUAUUAUGCAUCAGAUUACUUGUCACACCAAAUGAUAUAUCGGUCUAGUACCGUACAGAAACUGAUGAAUGAUGCAGAGAAAAUGUACAACAUGAUGAAGGAAAAUUCGGUCGAAAUGCAUUGUCAGAAGUUAAAAGGAGGCUGUUUUUGUGCAGGACCAACAAAUUCUUUUACAAUUCUCCCUAGUGUAAAUGAUAGUGUGAAUGACAAAAAACUAUAUGGUAAUAUGGAUUUGAUUGCCGGAGAAAAGGAGUGUUCUGCUGCUUUUGUAUUCUUCAAGACUCGAUACGCUGCGCUCAUAGCUUCGAACCUUCUUCAGUCAGCAAAUCCUAUGUCAUGGGCAACAGACUUAGCUCCAGAUCCUCAUGAUGUUUAUUGGUCAAAUCUUUCUAUACCAUUUAAACAACUUUGGAUUCGUAAGAUAGGAAUGCUGGUCGCUGCUACCGGAUUCAUGCUCGUGUUUUUGAUUCCUGUAACAAUCGUUCAAAGUAUGACGCAACUGGAACAACUACAGCAGACAUUCCCAUUCCUUAGAGGCUUCUUGAAAAUGAAAUAUAUGAGUGAACUGGUGACGGGUUACUUACCGAGCGUCAUAUUGAUCCUAUUUAUGUAUCUGGUUCCACCUACUAUGAUGACAUUGUCAGCCCUGGAGGGAUCUAUUUCUCGCAGUGGGAGAAAAAGGAGUGCAUGCCUUAAAGUCUUGUACUUCACGAUCUGGAACGUCUUUUUCGUUAACGUAUUUGCUGGGUCUAUUAUUCAUACAUUGAGUGUCUUUUUCAGUUUUAAGGACAUACCUGCCCAAUUUGGCAAAGCAGUACCAGCACAGGCUAGUUUCUUUUUGACUUAUGUUGUAUCAUCUGGAUGGGCAAGUUUGUCUUGUGAAGUUAUGCAACUUUUUCCUCUUACUUGCAAUUUUAUCAGAAGAUGGAUACUUAGAAUCAAGAUUGAACCCAUUUAUGAGCCUCUUGCAUUUCCAUAUCACACCGAAGUUCCUCGAAUUCUCCUCUUUGGUUUCCUUGGCUUCACUUGUUCCAUCUUGGCUCCUUUGAUCACACCCUUCUUGCUGUUUUACUUUUUUCUUGCCUACCUUGUUUACAAGAACCAGAUUCUCAACGUGUAUAUAUCGAAAUACGAAACUGGGGGACAAUUUUGGCCCAUAGCUCACAACACAACCAUCUUCGCUAUGGUAUUGGCUCAAGUAAUUGCUCUUGGAGUCUUUAGUCUAAAAGAAUCUCCAGUUGCAUCAGGUUUCAUAAUUCCUUUGAUUAUCGGCACGCUCCUCUUUCACGAGUACUGCAGGCAGCGAUUCCGUCCAAUAUUCCGAAACACAGCUGCAGAGGUGCUAAUUGAGAUGGACCGAAAAGAUGAACAAUGUGGGAGGAUGGAAGAGAUCUAUCGACGACUGCGUACAGCCUAUUGCCAGUUCACACUCUUGGCUAAACGAGACUGUAGUACGUGGGGGUGUUCGAGUAGUCAAGACACCGAAAACAGUGUCACAGAUGCAGAAAGCGCGAGACCAGGGAAUCCCAAGCAAGUAAUAGAGCUGUGGAAUGAUCCUUGCCAUUUGGGUGAACCAGUACUCAUCAACAAGUAAAUUCUCAGUCUUUUCUUUAUUUUCAUGCUUAAGUGUUCUGUUAAAUGUACAAAUUUUAUUUCAAACCAUGUUCAUUUAAAGACUUCACUGUCCAUGAAAAUAUCUUUUUUGGGAAGCUCCUCAAAGUUUAGUGAUAUGUCAAACAGAUUUAAGAAUGUUGUUAGAUAUUCCCAAUAA
Benincasa hispida (wax gourd) is the source of this 3054-nucleotide messenger RNA. RefSeq names its product hyperosmolality-gated Ca2+ permeable channel 2.1-like. Lineage: Eukaryota; Viridiplantae; Streptophyta; Magnoliopsida; Cucurbitales; Cucurbitaceae. Gene Ontology annotation, cellular component: plasma membrane. The record is from RefSeq and is a predicted model, not a curated record. Gene Ontology annotation, molecular function: calcium-activated cation channel activity.